Molecule: messenger RNA, 3252 nt
Organism: Zophobas morio
Lineage: Eukaryota; Metazoa; Arthropoda; Insecta; Coleoptera; Tenebrionidae
Product: collagen alpha-1(IX) chain-like
Exons: 21
Coding region: 86-3079 (997 amino acids)
Biological process (GO): extracellular matrix organization
Molecular function (GO): extracellular matrix structural constituent conferring tensile strength
Source: RefSeq, a predicted model, not a curated record
GGUGUCCAGAAAUAAAAGUUCUUUUUUUAUUUGAAAUGUGUUUUUGUGGUGGUUUGUGGACCUCUGUGGGUGAAAAUUAAGAAAAAUGACAAUGUUGAGCCAACUCGGCAGAUGGCUCAUAUUUAUCCGAAUCACACUUCUCGUUAUCUUGGAAACCGUAGAAGGCCAACUCAACAUCUAUGAAGAAGAAGUGAGCGCUCCUUGUGCCAACUUUAAGAUAGGAGACGAUGAUUUACAAGCUUUUGAUUUUAUAAGACUGUAUCGAUUGGAUAUCGUCGAAACUACACACCCAGGAAUCAGUAAAGUGAGAGGUUCCAGUCGCCUACAGACUGCCUAUAGAUUAGAUAAAGACGCCGAUUUAACCCUUCCCACAAGAGAUAUUUUCCCCCAAGGUUUACCCGAGCAGUUCUCAUUUAUUUCCACAUUCCGCGCCCGCCGUGUCCCCAAAACCGCCUGGCACAUCAUUCGGAUCACGGACUUGGAAUCUAAACCUCAAUUCAUCAUUUCCUUGAAUCCCAGAAAUGGCACAAUUGAAUUUUCCAUCUCAAACUAUGAAGGAGAGCUCCAAACAAUCGUUUUCAACAGCACCAAUAUUUUUGACAAGAAUUGGCACAAAAUCCACUUCGGGGUGUCCCGAGAGAGGGUCAUUUUGUAUCUGGAUUGUGAGGAGAACGCACGCGAGUUGCUGGAGCUCAGAGGACCCAUCGACAUUAACGGGGAGAUUUCAGUCGCGAAAUUGGCCAAUUCCAGACAAACUGUCCCGAUUGAUCUACAAUGGAUGGUGAUGAGCUGCGACCCCACCAAACCCGAACGCGAAACCUGCGAGGAAAUCCCGGAAAUAAGACCCGUGCAGCCACCUUUACGACAAGGCGCGGGCCCCGAAUCCUGCGCCGUGAUCUGUCCCCAGGGACCUCCCGGCUACAACGGCACAGACGGCGCCCCUGGAUUACCCGGAGAAGCCGGCCAGCCUGGACCACCAGGUCGACGAGGAGCUCAGGGUCCCCGAGGCGAGAGAGGAGAGUUCGGAAGACCUGGAUAUCCCGGCUCACCCGGCUUACAAGGUCUUCCCGGUAUCAAAGGGGUACGAGGCCCUCAAGGAACACCGGGUUCAUCCGGUAAAGACGGCUUAUCUGGUGCAAAGGGAGAAAAAGGGGACGAUGGCAACCCUGGUCCUAGAGGAGAAAGAGGAACAGAUGGUAGCCCUGGUUUACCAGGAGUGCAAGGACUACCGGGUCCGCAGGGACCUCCGGGACCCAUUAGUACCACCAACAAUGGCCAGGUCAUUCAAGGACCCAUUGGACCUCAAGGACCUCCAGGACUUCCUGGCCCUGAAGGUCCCCGUGGAAAUAGAGGCGCCAGAGGUGAACGUGGCUUCCCAGGUGUAGAUGGAGUUCCCGGAUUGUCAGGACGUGAUGGAGAAAAAGGGGAACCGGGUGUACCAGGAGAGCGUGGUUUACCUGGAGUUGCAGGACCACCAGGUGCCCCCGGACUUCAAAUUGGACAACAAACAGCAACCACAGUGCCGGUAGUUCCGGGACCACGCGGCGAACCGGGAUUUCCUGGAGUUUCAGGUAUGAAGGGCAACAAAGGAGAACGAGGUGAAAAAGGCGAACCGGGAGCAAAGGGAGAGCAAGGUGAACGAGGUUUCACUGGACUUUCUGGAUUGGAUGGUCUUCCUGGUACUGCCGGUAGAGUAGGACUUCCAGGAUCAGCGGGUCCUAAAGGCGAGCCUGGUUUCGUUGGACCACCAGGGUCACAAGGCCCUAUAGGUCCAGCGGGAUUACCGGGGUCGCAGGGCCUGCCUGGUCCUCCAGGUCCCUCAGGUGAAAAAGGCGAAAGUGGCUCGCAAGGACCGCCAGGUCCACCGGGAAUAGUAUCUUCGUCGGGAGACAAAUCCUUCCCUGGCGCUCCCGGAGAACCAGGAAUUCCAGGCUCAGAUGGAGAAAAAGGAGAACGAGGUUUCCCCGGUCUUCCCGGCCCACCGGGCCUCGUCGGUUUACAAGGACCUCAAGGUCCUGAAGGACUCUCUGGUAAAGACGGCGAACAGGGUCCACCUGGAAUCCAAGGACCCUCUGGCCCGUCAGGUCCUGAAGGCAGGCCUGGCCAACCUGGUCGUCCCGGUCCACCCGGAUUGGCCGGACUCUCAGGAGACAAAGGUGACCACGGUGAACGGGGCGAGCAAGGACCCGUAGGACCUCGAGGAUUACCCGGCUCUCUGGGUCCUACAGGUUUACCUGGAAGUCCUGGUACAAGUGGUUUGCCUGGAGUACAAGGGCGGCCGGGACCACCUGGACCCCCAGGCGCUCCAGGACCACCAGGGGAAGGCGGCACGGUAGGCCAGCUGAUUGUGGAUAGUGCGGGAGCACCGGGAGCGCAUGGACCAAGGGGACAUCAGGGACCUCCAGGACUGCCAGGAGAGAGAGGCGCGUCUGGUGACAGAGGUCCAGAGGGACAACCAGGCUUUCCAGGAAUACCGGGGAAGGAAGGUCCUCCGGGGCUACCUGGGCCGCCGGGACAACGGGGACAGCCGGGACUACCAGGCACGCAGGGAUUGCCGGGUAAAAGCUUCACCGAGGCGGAAGUCCGAGACAUCUGCGCAGCAGUCUUACGAGACCAGCUAGCUGAAUUGACAGCGACUCUCACAGGACCGCCUGGGCCUCCAGGUCACUCCCGACCUGGUCGUCCGGGUCCCCCAGGUGUCCAAGGUCCUCCAGGUGACACCGGCCCGCCGGGUUUGCCUGGUGAGAGGGGCUUCACGGGACUGCCGGGAACAGCGGGUCCUCCGGGUUCGAUAGGACUGACGGGCGAACGAGGCGAGAAAGGAGACAGAGGUGUGGAAGGCGUGGGGAUUGAGGGACCAAUGGGACCUAGAGGUUUACCAGGACCUCCAGGACCUCCGGGAGUUGGAAUCGUGGGUAGAGCAGGCGACAGAGGCGAGACAGGACGACCAGGACCUCCAGGACUAAGAGGAACACCGGGACCUCAAGGGGCCCCCGGAUUUUGCGAAUUUUGUAACAAUGCUCAGAAUUAUCAGUACUAUGUGGCGGCGAGAUCAGGCGGAACGGAUAAAGGGCCGUAACGAUUUUAUUUUUAUCCGAUUGUGUUCAAGGUGCUAAUAUUUUUAAAUACAUAUUCUCACAUUUAAUGAAGUGUUCCUAAUUUCUUAUAUUAUUAGUACUUAAUGACGUAGAAAAACAGAAAAUGUGUACAUAUUUUCCACUGCCGAACUAAUAAAUAUAUAAAAUAAUCGUG